AUGCGAUAGCCUGGCAAGGUGAAGCAGGAUUUUGGUAAGUGGUAUGUGGUAUUCUCAAUGGCUUGCGGUGCCCACAGAGAGUGAGAGAGAGAGUGAGAGAGACCGAGAGGGAUAGAGAGAGAGAGGCGCGGACCUGCAAAACAUGGUAAUCAUCACCGCCACCACCUCAAGCUCUGCCGCGCGCUCUCCCAUUUCUACUCCUCUGCACUGGGGCUCUCGUCUCAUGCCUACAGCCCUGAUCUGCGUUCCAAAAAUAAUCCCCUGCCAGCAUGCCGAAGGAAGAAAAACAAGAAGAGUGGUAUUUUUAGGGCCAUUGACCACGUGCCCCGAAGGUAAACCGGAUGGCCAUUGCGCAAAGGCUCCUCAUCAGUAUGUCCUACGAGGCCAGCACGCACUGGACGUUGACUACGAUUGUUCUCUUGGGGUGCCUAGUGGGGAUUUUGUCAUCAUAUCCUAUUCCAAGCAGGACAAAUGCAACUUUAUUGGAGAAAAGAUGGGAGACCCUCUUCUCCCGCUCCAUUCUGGGCAUCUCGGGGGAGAAAUCGGACCUGAACUGGGAGAGUGACUAUUUGCUGGGUAUCAAAAGAGUGCGGAGGCUCUACUGCAACGUGGGCAUCGGGUUUCACCUUCAGGUCCUCCCAGACGGCAGGAUAAAUGGUGUACAUAAUGAGAACCAGUACAGUCUAAUAGAGAUCUCAACGGUAGAGCGAGGAGUGGUUAGCUUGUAUGGGGUGAGAAGUGAGCUGUUUGUCGCAAUGAAUAGCCGAGGAAGGUUAUACGGAACGACAGUCUUCCACGAUGAGUGCAAGUUCAGAGAGAGCUUGCUGCCAAACAACUACAAUGCCUAUGAGUCUUCUGUUUACAGAGGCUCCUACAUCGCCCUCAGCAAAUAUGGCCGCCGGAAGAGAGGCAACAAGGCCACGACCGCCAUGACUGUCACACACUUCCUCCCCCGAACAUGAGAAAAGAAAUCGCAAUAAGUCACUUAUUUGCACAUACGGAUUGUUUUCCAGGUAACAUUAUAUGUAUACAUGCGUACACCAAUACAAAUGAACUGCAAAAGAAAUACCACUGUAUAUGAUAGUAGUUAUUCAGUCUUUAUAUGUAUAUUUCGGGAGCUUUCUUUGUAUUAGAACAUAUGGAUAUGCCCUUCAUUGCUGCUUAUUAUUUAAAUCAGUACUAUAUACGGGGUCGAGAAGCUUCAUCUGUCCGCUUCACUUUAUAUGGGUGCUUGCCAAAACUGGCGGAGACAUUGCCCUGUCAGUGGAUGACAGUUAAGCUCCGCCCAGCCUGGCCUCUAGAAGUGAAAUGGAUACUUUUUAUUACCUCAAAGCACCACGUCCCUGAAUGAGAAAAAAAAAAAAAAACGUGUGCAUGAAAUUUCAGAGAAGAAUGCCUGUUUACUUUGAACUUUUGUCACUAUCCGUCACGGACUAGAUGUGUCAACGUUGCGUGUCGGCUGCGUGUCAACGCUGUAUCGUGGCCUAGCAAGGGGCAAGCAGAGCACUCACCAAAUGUUCCGCUUUGUGAUGAGGUGGUGGGUGCCUUGGAUUCCUCCAUGCCGCCCCUUCCAUUGCAUGCGAGAUACGCGCCCCUCAGUCAGAAAUAGGGAUGACGCGCAAGUCAUCCCUCCCUCGGACCCCCCGGGGGGCCUUAGCCCAAUUCCUAGAGGGCCACAAGUAUCUUCAGUUGAUUUUCUUUCCAGAAUUAGAUCAAUUAAGUAAUUGAGACUCUGUCGGACCGCCCCCGGGGGGCCCGGAGGAGUCUUAUCGCCAUCGGUGUGGGAAGAUUGAACUGUAUGUCCCCCCCACCCUAGGGGGGGCUUUGACAAUCCCAGCUUUUAUGAGGCUUAAGAUGGUCAGUAUGGAUUGAAAUGUGUCUGGUCUUGGACCGACUGGGAGCCUGCUGUAUCGAUCAAACAGUUUGAUUUGAUGCGGGUUGAUACAAGUCUGGUCUUGGACCGACUGGGAGCCUGCUGUAUCGAUCAAACAGUUUGAUUUGAUGCGGGUUGAAACAAGUCUGGUCUUGGAGCGACUGGGAGCCUGCUGUAUCGAUCAAACAGUUAGAUUUGAUGCGGUUUGAAACGUGUCUGGUCUUGGACUGACUGGGAGCCUGCUGUAUUGAUCAAACAGUUAGAUUUGGGUUGAAAUGUGUCUGGUCUUGGCCCGAUUGGGAGACUGCUGUAUCGAUCAAACAGUUUCAUUUGAUAUGGGUUGAAAAGUUUUGUGCGCUGGAUUGAGAAAUGUAAGCAAUUACAGUAUCUCCAUUUCUGCGGUAAAUGUUGCGCUGCAUAAGUAGGGCUUGUUUUCAUGUGCACUCUGGAAAUAAAGGUCUGCUAAAUUAAUUUGAAGUAAUGUAAAUAUUCCUGUACACAUUUUUGAGAAGCGUUGCCUAUUUUAUGCAACUGAGAUUUGCGAAUAAUAUUUCAGGUAACGCAAUCUGGCUAUAAAAUCAAUUAUCUGAUAUUUAGAUAAUGACGAUUGUAGUCAUAGGGACCUGUUUCUCUCUUUCAUAGCUCAAACCGAUCAUUAAGUUGUACGGUCACAUGUGGAAGAAACAUAAAAAGCAAUGUCUCCAGGCAAUUCACCAAAGGCUUACAGUAGUAAAGUUUGUGCUUUGUACAGUAUUGCAGCAUACUUGAAGUCGUUGUCGCUUGCUCUUACUGAAUACUGUUUCUGUAAUAUAGGACAACAUAUACAGGGCUGUACUGACAUACAGUAGAGGACGUAUGGGGCCGUGCAUGGGGCACCCAUGGUUGUUUCAACCUACUGAGGACGCAGAUCAUGUUGGACAAAUUACUCUCCAAAUACCUGAGCAGACCCCCCC
Molecule: messenger RNA, 2826 nt
Organism: Esox lucius (northern pike)
Lineage: Eukaryota; Metazoa; Chordata; Actinopteri; Esociformes; Esocidae
Gene: fgf6a
Product: fibroblast growth factor 6a
Exons: 3
Coding region: 342-962 (206 amino acids)
Biological process (GO): positive regulation of gene expression; fibroblast growth factor receptor signaling pathway; positive regulation of cell population proliferation
Cellular component (GO): cytoplasm
Molecular function (GO): fibroblast growth factor receptor binding; growth factor activity
Source: RefSeq, a predicted model, not a curated record